Molecule: messenger RNA, 1977 nt
Organism: Grammomys surdaster
Lineage: Eukaryota; Metazoa; Chordata; Mammalia; Rodentia; Muridae
Gene: Mbd4
Product: methyl-CpG binding domain 4, DNA glycosylase
Exons: 8
Coding region: 126-1826 (566 amino acids)
Biological process (GO): DNA repair
Cellular component (GO): nucleus
Molecular function (GO): pyrimidine-specific mismatch base pair DNA N-glycosylase activity; DNA binding
Source: RefSeq, a predicted model, not a curated record
GGUUGGUGGGGGAUUGACUGACUUUCACGUCAGUGUUUGGAUUAGGCCUAGUGCUUUGAGUUGUGUUUUACUCCACCUCCCGGCCUGAAGCUGCAGCUGCGCCCCAGUGGACCAAAGCAGCAGGGAUGGAGAGCCCAAACCUUGGGGACAACAAAGUCCCCUCCGUCACCGCUGAAGAGAGCCUAGUUCCAGACCCGCCUUGGGAUCGCUGGCAAGAAGAUGUUGCUGUUGGACUGGAAGGAGAGGGAGGAGACGGAAAGAACCUGGUGAUAAGCAGUGAGUGCAGCUCCCUCCUCCAGGAGUCUGCUGCUUCUGCUCUGUCUAGUUGUACUGCAGCGACAGAGUGCCACCAGCCUGUCCCAUGUGGAUGGGAAAGAGUUGUGAAGCAAAGGUUAUCUGGAAGAACUGCAGGAAGAUUUGAUGUAUACUUUAUCAGCCCACAAGGAUUGAAGUUCAAAUCAAAACGUUCACUUGCUAAUUAUCUUCUCAAAAAUGGAGAGAUUUUCCUUAAGCCUGAAGAUUUUGAUUUUACUGUACUGUCUAAAGGGGGCAUCAGUCCAAAUUGUAAACACCAGCGUUUAGCAGCUCUGACUUCCCAGCAGCCAAAUAAAACUGACAUUUCAAAGCAGAACCUCAGGACACGAAGCAAGUGGAAAACAGAUGUGUUGCCUCUGCCCAGUGGUAAUUCAGAGUCCCCAGAUAGCAGCAGACUGUCUAACUCUACCUCUGCUUGUUUGCUAUUGAAAGAACUUAAGGGCAUUCAGGAUGCUGACUCUGGAAAGAAGAGAAAGCUCAAAAGAAAGGUGACUGUUUUGAAAGGAAUUGCAAGUCCGAAAACCAAACAGAGGUGCAGGAAGAGUCUCUCAGAUUCUACUCAAAGAAACAGAAAAAGAGGAUCUGUGGUUCAGAGAGCAGGCGCUGAUAGCGAGCUGGUUCCACAGGAAAGUCAACUCAACAGAACCCUCUGCCCUGCAGAUGCCUGUACAGGGGAGACUGUCAGCUUGGCUGGGGAAGACAAGGGCCCGGGACAAGAAAAAUCACCAAGCCCAGCAUCGGAUCUUUGUUUCACACAAGUAACUUCUGACACCACAAGCAAAUUGCAUUCAAUGGAAGCAGCAGGUGAUGAAAAGCGUGAGCAGACUUUUUUAGAAUCAGAGGAAAUCAGACCGAAGGGAGACGAAGAGGGGGAGUCAUAUUUGCAUAUCGACGAUGUUUUACAGGGUGGCUCUGAAAUGCCCAGCUGCUCACAAGCCAAGAAACACUUUACUUCUAAGACAUUUGGAGAAGACAGCAUCCCACGAACACAAGUAGAAAAAAGGAAAACAAGCCUGUAUUUUUCCAGCAAGUAUAACAAAGAAGCUCUUAGCCCCCCAAGACGCAAAGCCUUCAAGAAAUGGACACCUCCUCGGUCACCUUUUAAUCUUGUUCAAGAAAUACUUUUCCAUGAUCCUUGGAAGCUUCUCAUUGCGACUAUAUUUCUCAAUCGGACCUCAGGCAAGAUGGCCAUCCCUGUGCUGUGGGAGUUUCUAGAAAAGUACCCUUCAGCUGAAGUGGCCCGAACUGCUGACUGGAGGGAUGUGUCAGAGCUUCUUAAGCCUCUUGGUCUCUAUGAUCUCCGUGCAAAAACCAUCAUCAAGUUCUCAGACGAAUAUCUGACAAAGCAGUGGAGGUAUCCGAUUGAGCUUCAUGGGAUUGGGAAAUACGGCAAUGACUCCUACCGGAUCUUUUGUGUCAAUGAAUGGAAGCAGGUGCACCCUGAAGACCACAAGUUAAAUAAAUACCAUGACUGGCUUUGGGAAAAUCAUGAAAAACUAAAUCUAUCUUAAAGCUGCCUAUUUGAAGUUUCCUAUGCAUUGCUUUGUGCUUCCGUUUCUAAGGGCCCUGUGGUGUACAAUGAGAUCCCUUCCCGGCAUGUAGGGUUUUUUUUUCAAUUUGUUAGAAGCCUCUUUCAGUAUGUCUUAAGCUUCCAUUUUUAAA